Saimiri boliviensis boliviensis (Bolivian squirrel monkey) is the source of this 475-nucleotide messenger RNA. RefSeq names its product thymosin beta-10-like. Gene Ontology annotation, biological process: actin filament organization; regulation of cell migration. Gene Ontology annotation, cellular component: cytoplasm. Gene Ontology annotation, molecular function: actin monomer binding. The record is from RefSeq and is a predicted model, not a curated record. NCBI's taxonomy places the organism in Eukaryota, Metazoa, Chordata, Mammalia, Primates, Cebidae.
UGCUGCAGCAACGCGAGUGGGAGCACCAGAAAUCCGGGCUUGGAGCGGGACCGUAUGGAUUGUUUUAAGAAAAUGGUAGACAAACCAGACAUGGGAGAAAUCGCCAGCUUCGAUAAGGCCAAGCUGAAGAAAACGGAGACACAGAAGAACACCCUGCCGACCAAAGAGACCACUGAGCAGGAGAAGCGGAGUGAAAUUUCCUAAGAGCCUGGAGGAUUUCCUGUCUCCGCCAUCUUAAAGACCCUAGUCCUGAUGUGGAGGAAGAGCCACCUGCAAGACGGACACGAGCCACAAGCUGCACUGUGAACCUGGGCACUCUGUGCUGAUGCCACCGGCCUCUGGGUCUCCGAAGGGACCCCCCCAAUCGGACUGCCAAAUUCUCCAGUUUGCCCCGGGAUAUUAUAGAAAAUUAUUUGUUUGAGUAAUGAAAAUAAAACACACCUCGUGGCAAAAAAAAAAAAAAGAAAAUAAAUAA